Salpingoeca rosetta is the source of this 2594-nucleotide messenger RNA. RefSeq lists its product as uncharacterized. NCBI's taxonomy places the organism in Eukaryota, Choanoflagellata, Craspedida, Salpingoecidae. The record is from RefSeq and is a predicted model, not a curated record. The transcript is spliced from 3 exons. The coding region runs from base 78 to 2594 and encodes 838 amino acids.
UACACUGCUCCCAGCGCUCAGAGGUGGGGAAAGCGAUUGGCGCAAACAAAGUUCUGUGUUUGUGACAGUGUGCAUGCAUGCGCGUGGUGGUGGUGGUGGUGGUGCUGGUGCUGAUGCUGGCGCUGGUUCCACGUGACAGCGGCCACCACGGCAUCAUCCACGCAGCCAUCGCCACCGCUGCCAACAAGGCCCCCCACCGCGGGGAAGUCUAUCUGGUGCAGAAUGAAGGCGAUGGCACGGUUGUCGUGUUCCACAAGCAGCUGACGCACGCCAGCGAGUCGCUCGGCUUCCGCUUCCUGGCGACAACGGAACGCAACACCUGCGGCGCAUCAGAGUUCUACAACCUCACGAUCGAAGACAGUGGCGUGCGCUGCGUGUUUAACCACCCCCCAGCCAUCACGCGCCCGCUCUCCGUCGUGCAGCAGAUCACGCGGUGCCCCGUGCCACGCUCGCUCCGGCUCGGCCACACGACCGUCACCGUCGCUUUUCGCGGCGUGCUUGCCCAUCCGACGACCGUCAUCCCAACAGCAACAACAAGGACAGCAGUCGACACACCUGUGCAAGCAACAGCCAUACGCUCCAUACCCUCUGCUUCUACGAAUACACCAGGGCAGCAGCACCAGCAACGGCAACGCCGCCAUCGCUUGCGACACGUCGACACGCCCCACCUCACGCCGCCCGCACAGCGCACACAGCAAGCGGCGGGCCCUCCGUAUCAGCUGUGCGCGUGCCUGCUCAUGUGGCACCGGAGUGAGUUCCUUGAGGAGUGGCUGCGGUUCUACACGGCCGUGCAUGGGCUGCAGAAGACGUUUGUGUACGACAACGACUCUGGGGUGGACAACCUUCACGCGCACGUGCGCCUGCUGCAGCUGUUCUUCACCAUCGACUACGUGUGGUUUCCCACGCCGCACACGCAGCCGGGGUAUACGGGCCACUGUCUGCUGCGCGCCAAGCGCGAGUGCGAGUGGGUGAUGUUCAUGGACGUGGACGAGUAUGCCACGGUGCAUUCGCGCACGUCAUUGAGGCCGACGCGUGCGCUGCGAUCGUACCUGGCCACGCUGCCGGCCACCACGGGCCAGGUGCGCAUGCUGAUGGCCUCCUACAGCAGUGGGCGGCUGCUGCGUGACCACCCACCCGGGGCACCCAUGCUUAACACCUACCGCUGCCGCCUGCACAGGGACAACCCGCUCCUGGGCAACGUCAAGACCAUUGUUCGCCCCACGCACGCGCACAGCUCGCUGUUCAACUCCGUGCACACCAUCUGCAGCGCUCCCAACAGCACCGUUCUCUCCCUCUACCCGAGCCAGGCCCUCAUCCAUCACAUGAAGGUGGUCGCGUGGUCCGUGUACCGCCGCCGCUACGCCCGCCGCGCGUCCCCUGCCUCCUCUGCAGACUACGAGCGCCGCCACCACGAGGCCUCGCUCGGCUUCACUGCGCAGUACCUGGCCGAGGUCAACACCGCCUGCGAGCAGGAGGACGCGCUGCCGCAGCUGCUUGCCUGCGCACUCUCCCCGCUGUCGACACGCGUGUGCAGUUUGCGCCAACGCUCACGCCAGCUUCGCCCAGUAUCACCACAGCUGUCACCGUUGUCAGCGUCAUCCUCGUCGCUCAUGAGAUCUUCAGCCGCGUCUUUAUCUUCGUCUUCCACAACGUCUCGCCUCACUGUGGUGGCGGCGACACGGCGUGCUGUGCUGCGAGUGCUGACCAAGGCAGCCGCACAUCCAGGUGCAAGCGCACUUGGUGCUGUACAGUCGUGGUUUGCAUUGCAGCCAGCAGCGGCAGCAGGUGCGUUGUCGCGUGCACGCCGCGCUGUGCUUGUGGUGGAGCACCCGCUGCUGUUGUUUGCUGAUCUUCUCGCCGCCAUCACCAGCGGUGACCUCUUGCCGCUGCCGCCCGUGCUGCGGGGCGGAUCUUUUGCUCAACAACAACAACAACAACAACAACAACAACAACAACAACAACAACAACAACAACAACAACAAAAAGGUGGAGGAAUUGUUGGUGCUGAGGAAUGGGCGUGGCUGCACCGUGUUCUCGCUGUUCCAGACGUGGGCAUGUCAGCAGAUACGCAGCUUCCUGUUUACACCCAGCACAGCCGCACUCCAACAGCACCACCAUCAAAGCGACAACACCGAGAUGCAAUAGAGCAACACAGAUUGGCCGAUGCUGCUGCUGCUUCUGGUAUUGCGGGUUCCUCGUCCGCGAUGAUGUCGCGGGAGGAGCGUGCUGCUGCGUUGGUUGUGACGCUCGGCAACGCAUGGUUUGCUAUUACUGAUGCGACGGCCAUUCCAGUUGCCAACACGGCAGCCAUUGUGGAGUCGCGUGCAGCAUGCCAACGGCACCUGUUUCCCGACCAUGCUGAGACCGAUGCUGAUGAUGGUGCGCUGAGUGUGCGGCGUGCGUGUGACGUGGUGGUUGCAGCGCUGCGGCUGCAUCGCGCGGGAGACUUGUCUGACCUGCGCGCAGCAGAGACGUGCAAUGCCAUGGCUCGCAUUGCCGCCAACAACGCCCUCCUUCUCCAGCUGUUUCUGCGCACCAGCUCCCUCCUUGGCUACCCGGACCUUCGCCAGCACUUAUCUAUCCUCUGUUCAUAG